GGAAAUGUAAGCAACCUUUCACGAUCAUGCUGGACUCCUCCCCUAGCUAUCCAAUGGACUUCAACUCAAUCAGACUCUGAAACAGGAGAGAAAACACACAGAACUAAGUGAUUCAGCACACAAUUUUCACAGUGACAAUUUUGAUAUCGGUUUGCAAUAAUGACUGGGAAACCCCUUGUUGUGAACGUGGACAAAUGGAUUGCAGAGAAUGAGAAGGCUUUUUUGCCACCGGUGUGCAAUAAACUCAUGCAUUUGUCACAGCUGAACAUCAUGUUUGUUGGAGGUCCCAACAGCAGAAAGGACUACCACAUAGAGGAAGGGGAGGAGCUCUUUUACCAGGUGAAAGGGGACAUGUGUCUGAAGUUGGUUGAGAAUGGCAAACAUAAGGAUGUGCGUAUCCGCGAGGGAGAGAUGUUUCUGCUUCCAGCUCGAAUCGCCCACUCCCCCCAGAGACAGGCUAACACUGUGGGGCUGGUGGUGGAGAGAAGGAGGCUUCAGUCAGAGACCGACUGUUUAAGGUACUAUGUGGACAACACUUCAGACAUCCUUUUUGAGAGAUGGUUUAACUGUGAAAACCUGGGGACCCAGCUGGUGCCACUGAUUCAAGAGUUCUUUGCGUCGGAGCAGCACAGAACAGGCAAGCCAAACCCAGAUGAAGUCUUCAGACAGCCUCCCUUCCCCAUGAACACCAUGCAUGUGAUGACCCCCUUCCACUUUAGAGACUGGGUGGACAAACAGCAACCCUCACUGGCCAGUGGACGCCCCAUAGACAUGUUUGGGGGACAGUUUGAGACAGAGACCCUCCUGUAUGGGCCCGGGCAGACAGAGGCUUGUGAACGAGAAACUGAUGUCUGGAUAUGGCAGCAGGAGGGAUCCUCCCAUGUGACUCUGGAUGGCCAAGAGUUCCCUCUAUCCACAGGAGACAGUCUACUCAUUCCUGGACACAGCCAGUACCAAUGGAGUCGGGCUGAGGGGAGCGUUUCCCUGUUUGUUGCUCAGAACCCAGAGAGAAAGCGUGCAUGACCUCUGAUGACCCCACUCUCUUCUGUGACACACAAGGAAAAAGGAGGGUCAGCAAAAGAGAUUGUAUGCUCUUUUGCUACAGAGAGCAUGAUUAUAACCCUGUCAUAAAUUACGUUGAAGAAUAACUCUGCAAUGAACUCAAAGAUCAGAUAUCAAAUCAAAUCAAAUCAAAUUUGAUUUGUCACAUACACAUGGUUAGCAGAUGUUAAUGCGAGUGUAGCGAAAUGCUUGUGCUUCCAGUUCCGACAAUGCAGUAAUAACCAACAAGUAAUCUAACUAACAAUACCAAAACUACUGUCUUAUACACAGUGUAAGGGGAUAAAGAAUAUGUACAUAAGGAUAUAUGAAUGAGUGAUGGUACAGAGCAGCAUAGGCAGGAUACAGUAGAUGGUGUCGAGUACAGUAUAUACAUGAGGUGAGUAUGUAAACAAAGUGGCAUAGUUAAAGUGGCUAGUGAUACAUGUAUUUCAUAAGGAUGCAGUCGAUGAUAUAGAGAUAUGGAGAGGUAGAGUAAAACAGGGAGUAAAACUAUUUGUUAUUUUCAGAACAAAUUAUAAUAGAACAUCUUCACAAACGUAAUUUAAAUAAUAAACUUGAUUAAGUUGUAGUAUACUUUCGGAAUUAUUUUGAAACUGAAUUUAAUUGAAACUGAAUUGUACAUUUGUAACUCGUUUCAGGAAACUAGUUAUAUGUUGCGCGUCACUAAUUCACAGGAGAUCAAUUUGAAUGUAAACUUUUUUUAAUCAAAAUGCGUUUUUUUUGGCAGAAAUGCCUUCUGGAACAUAUAAACUUUCAUGUGCC
This is a messenger RNA of Oncorhynchus mykiss (rainbow trout), 1824 nucleotides long. It is a transcript of the gene haao, whose product is annotated as 3-hydroxyanthranilate 3,4-dioxygenase. Gene Ontology annotation, cellular component: cytoplasm. Gene Ontology annotation, biological process: 'de novo' NAD+ biosynthetic process from L-tryptophan; quinolinate metabolic process. NCBI's taxonomy places the organism in Eukaryota, Metazoa, Chordata, Actinopteri, Salmoniformes, Salmonidae. The record is from RefSeq and is a predicted model, not a curated record. Gene Ontology annotation, molecular function: iron ion binding; 3-hydroxyanthranilate 3,4-dioxygenase activity.